AUGUCCUUAGGUCCAGCACAUAUAUAUUUGGUGGGAGAUAAGUAUGCGAGACCAGGACCGAAUACUCCAAGAGUCGGUAUCGUCGGUCGCACAGGUGCAGGCAAGUCAACUCUUACUUUAGCCUUGUUUCGUAUUCUUGAGAGGGCCGGUGGACGAAUUGUUAUCGAUGGUGUGGAUAUCGCCAAGAUUGGUCUUCAGGAUCUGCGGUCACGGCUUACUAUCAUUCCACAGGAUCCCGUGUUGUUUUCUGGAACGCUACGUGUCAAUUUGGAUCCGUUUGACAGUCACACGGACGAGGAGCUUUGGAAGAUUCUAGAGAUGAGUCAUUUGAAGAACUUUGUGUCAGGACUGGAAGAAGGUCUUUUACAUCCCGUGACUGAAGGAGGCGAAAAUUUAAGUGUUGGUCAGCGGCAAUUGGUGUGCUUAGCGCGUGCGCUGCUCCGUAAAAGUAAGAUCCUGGUUCUAGACGAAGCCACGGCCGCAGUGGACCUGGAAACUGAUGAACUCAUCCAGCACACGAUACGGCGAGAGUUCGCUGACCGCACUGUGUUCACCAUUGCUCACAGGCUCAACACUAUAAUGGACUAUACAAGGAUCAUGGUGCUGGACAAAGGUUUCAUGAUGGAGUUUGACACUCCACAGGCUCUUUUGGCUCAACAGGGAAUCUUCUACAAAAUGGCUCGUGACGCUGGACUAGCUUGAGAAGCUAGGCACCUCAUGACGGCAUCACAAAGCGAAAGUGCCUCUGAAGGAAAUCGGGAAGAGUGGCUACGUAGGCAUUACUUUUGAGCUGAUGCACGAUGCGCUUAUGUUAUCACUGACCUAUCGGAAAGGAUAUUUUAACAGUAUUAGCGUAAAAAGAAAAGGGAAUGAUAUCUGCGAUUUGGGUCCUAGCAGACAACUUGGCGUGAAUUGUGUGGUGUUGGGCUGAUCUCGAUUAAGGGAAUGUUUAUUUGGCGAUUACAAGUAAUUGUUUUGCGUCCGUGCUCUUGAAUUGCCUUCUCCAUGAUAUUCUUAUCCACGACAAAAAAUUCAUUUGGAAAAUUAUCCUUCCCCUUUUCACUUCAUCUAUGUCUUUCCCGCUCCCCAGCCCCCCUUUUCCUCUCCUCAACCCCCAUAUAUUGGUUUCAGGAUUUUCUUGGCAGGAUUUGUUGUCCCUCUCUCUCCUCAUCCAGUCCAGGCUUUAAGAAGUGUUCUAUGUUGUCUACUUUUGGCCGAGCGUGGCGUUGUAAGGAGUCCUUAAGUGACAACAGAGUCAGUGUCAAACACAGUAUAUUUAUUAAUGAAAAACUGUAUUCAAACAACCAGAGAACAUUACUUUUUAAAUCUAAUCUUAAUAUGACACGUUUUAAAAAUAACGUGGUCAUCCUCAUGACGUGAUGUAAACAGAUAUGGUGUACAUUCCAUAACAUUUCUAUCUCUCCAAGGCUUUCUUCAUCACAGUAUUUUAAACUAGGAAUUAAACUUAAGUAUUAUAUUUACAGAAUCUGGUUUUUUACUAAUGGCUAUGGACCAAUAACAAGGAACAUAGUUUUUGGUCUGUUUUUGUAAAUAUAACAGAUUUAACAAAUGCCAACGAAUUGAUUAUCUGUAAAGCUACCAAGAUUCUCAUGAUCUUUACUCGUGAGAACAUUGUGAGGAGAAAUGUGAUACAAUCAAUCUUGGAGUCUAAAGUGUUAACCAUUAUAUAACGAGAUGUAUAUUAUAACAAUUAAUGAUAUUGCAAAGGGCUUCACAAAAACGCAUGAUGGCACCACCACCUAAGUGAUAUAUACCCAGACAACAGUAUAUUAUAUCUAAUAAUGUACGUGAAAAAAUUACACGCUUCUGAUCGACUGAAAACGAGUGCAUUCUCGUGUAACACGAGUGCAAAGUUGUAACACAAGUGCAAAUUACAAAUAGC
Molecule: messenger RNA, 1903 nt
Organism: Pocillopora verrucosa
Lineage: Eukaryota; Metazoa; Cnidaria; Anthozoa; Scleractinia; Pocilloporidae
Source: RefSeq, a predicted model, not a curated record